CAGUCUGGCCACACUUAAAAUUCACCCGAAACCGACGCGUGUGUCGAGGCUAGGAAAAUAGGAAAUUAUAAAUAGAAAUAGACAACGCCGAUGCCUGAAAACCCCCGCUACUGGUAGCUGACCCUACGGAAAAGGGAAAAUCAAACCACCGAGGUGAAGAUCGGCGUGCCAAUUUGUUGCAAAAAAUUGAGGCGAGAACGCCAUUUACAAGCCGCGUUUAGCAGCGAGUGCGCGAGUAGAACGGAGAGUGAGAAGACUUAUGGAAAGGAGGGAGUGGGGUGCGUGUGUGUGAGUGCGAGAGCAAGAGAGCGCCGCCGCCAAGCUGCCCACCACAUACACGCCGUGUGUCAGACACUUCGCGGUCGGUCGGCUGAAACAGGCAAUUUUAUACGGGCGAAAAGUCGAAAAAGAAAUUACAACCGUACGUUUUUUUCAAAAAAUAAGCAUAAAUACAAAUGUGGACGCGAAGAGAAAUUGCUAAAAUCGAACGAUAGAACGUGCUUAUCCAGGACAUAGAACUGGAUAUGCAAAAUGCGAUCGAAAUCCCCAGAAUCCCACUAGCUGCCGGUAUAAUACCGAGCGAACGUAAAUAAACAAGUGCAUGGAAGUUGUGGAAAUAGUCGUGUAAAGUCGUGUGCGGCGGAAAAGUGCCGUCGAAAAUAAAACAAGAGCCAUAAAACGCUUGCAAAAGAAAUUUUCUACGCUUUGCGGCAAUCUAUUGGAGUACCACCACAACUGGAUGACCGGAGGAAGGUUUAUAAGCCAGGAGAAAGAGAGAUAAGCCAGAAGAGGAAGAAGCCCUGGGGAAGAAGAGGAGUUCCGGAGCAAUCGGAGCAAUCUGGUGCAUUGGCUCCGCCAUCCACCUCGGCUUAACCUGCCCAUAAAAAAAAAACAACAAAAAAAUAUAGCAUAACGUAGAUUAAUAACAACAUGUAUCCCUCACCGGUGCGUCACCCCGCCGCAGGGGGACCACCACCUCAGGGCCCGAUUAAGUUCACUAUCGCCGAUACCUUAGAGCGCAUCAAGGAGGAGUUUAACUUCCUGCAAGCACAGUACCACAGCAUCAAAUUGGAGUGCGAGAAGCUGUCGAACGAGAAGACGGAGAUGCAACGCCAUUAUGUUAUGUACUACGAGAUGUCCUAUGGCCUUAACGUGGAGAUGCACAAGCAGACGGAGAUUGCCAAACGGCUGAACACACUGAUCAACCAGCUACUUCCAUUCCUUCAGGCCGACCACCAGCAGCAGGUGCUCCAGGCGGUGGAGCGUGCGAAGCAGGUUACCAUGCAGGAACUCAACCUCAUCAUUGGGCAACAGAUUCACGCACAGCAGGUGCCGGGCGGACCGCCACAGCCGAUGGGUGCACUGAAUCCGUUUGGCGCCUUGGGUGCCACAAUGGGUCUACCGCACGGGCCACAGGGUCUGCUCAACAAGCCGCCAGAGCACCACAGGCCGGACAUCAAGCCGACGGGCUUAGAGGGACCAGCAGCCGCCGAAGAGCGAUUGCGCAAUUCUGUAUCGCCGGCUGAUCGUGAGAAGUAUCGCACACGGUCGCCAUUGGACAUAGAGAACGACUCCAAGCGCCGAAAAGAUGAGAAGCUUCAAGACGAUGAAGGCGAGAAAAGCGAUCAAGAUUUAGUCGUAGAUGUUGCAAAUGAAAUGGAAUCCCACUCGCCUCGCCCCAAUGGCGAACAUGUUUCUAUGGAGGUCCGCGAUCGGGAGAGCUUAAAUGGGGAGCGUUUGGAAAAGCCAAGCAGUAGUGGUAUUAAGCAGGAGCGUCCGCCAUCACGUUCAGGCUCCAGUUCGUCACGUUCCACACCCAGCCUCAAGACAAAAGAUAUGGACAAGCCGGGUACACCGGGCGCCAAGGCACGCACACCAACUCCAAACGCUGCGGCUCCAGCGCCUGGCGUGAAUCCUAAACAAAUGAUGCCACAGGGACCACCCCCAGCCGGCUAUCCAGGUGCACCGUAUCAACGGCCAGCCGAUCCCUACCAGCGUCCACCGUCGGAUCCAGCCUACGGGCGACCGCCACCAAUGCCGCCAUAUGAUCCACACUCACACGUGCGAACUAAUGGCAUUCCACAUCCCUCAGCCCUAACGGGUGGAAAGCCUGCAUACUCUUUCCAUAUGAACGGCGAAGGCAGCCUGCAGCCAGUUCCGUUUCCACCGGACGCGCUAGUGGGCGUGGGGAUACCCCGACACGCCCGUCAGAUCAACACUCUGUCACACGGAGAGGUCGUCUGUGCGGUGACCAUCUCCAAUCCCACUAAGUACGUGUAUACGGGCGGCAAGGGCUGCGUAAAGGUGUGGGACAUUUCGCAACCGGGCAACAAGAGCCCCGUCAGUCAACUGGAUUGCCUACAGCGCGACAACUAUAUCCGUUCGGUUAAAUUGCUACCCGACGGCCGAACGCUGAUCGUGGGCGGCGAGGCCUCCAACUUGUCCAUAUGGGACUUGGCCAGUCCGACGCCGCGCAUCAAAGCCGAACUUACCUCGGCGGCGCCGGCAUGCUACGCCCUAGCCAUCAGCCCCGACUCGAAGGUCUGCUUCUCGUGCUGCAGCGACGGCAACAUCGCUGUUUGGGACCUGCACAACGAGAUCCUGGUGCGCCAGUUCCAGGGCCACACCGAUGGCGCCUCGUGUAUCGACAUCAGUCCGGACGGCAGCCGGCUUUGGACAGGUGGUCUGGACAACACGGUGCGGUCUUGGGAUCUGCGCGAAGGUCGCCAGCUGCAGCAGCACGAUUUCAGCUCUCAAAUAUUCUCGCUCGGCUACUGCCCAACUGGCGACUGGCUGGCUGUGGGUAUGGAAAACUCGCAUGUUGAAGUACUUCACGCAUCGAAACCGGACAAGUAUCAACUGCAUCUGCACGAGAGCUGCGUUCUAUCGCUGCGCUUUGCCGCCUGCGGAAAAUGGUUCGUUUCCACAGGCAAAGACAACCUGCUAAACGCAUGGCGAACACCCUACGGUGCUAGCAUAUUCCAGUCGAAGGAAACAUCAUCCGUACUUAGCUGCGACAUAUCAACUGACGAUAAAUAUAUUGUGACGGGUUCGGGCGAUAAGAAGGCUACUGUCUACGAAGUUAUUUAUUAAAUUCACAAAUUCAAGCAGUUUUUUCAUUUUGUAAUAAGCUCGUACAGUUUUUAUUACUAAAAAAAAAAAAAAGAAACAAAA
Molecule: messenger RNA, 3174 nt
Organism: Drosophila bipectinata
Lineage: Eukaryota; Metazoa; Arthropoda; Insecta; Diptera; Drosophilidae
Gene: gro
Product: TLE family member transcriptional corepressor groucho
Biological process (GO): negative regulation of canonical Wnt signaling pathway; regulation of DNA-templated transcription
Cellular component (GO): transcription regulator complex; nucleus
Molecular function (GO): transcription corepressor activity; protein binding
Source: RefSeq, a predicted model, not a curated record